Messenger RNA from Heterobasidion irregulare TC 32-1, 1059 nucleotides. RefSeq lists its product as uncharacterized. The record is from RefSeq and is a predicted model, not a curated record. Gene Ontology annotation, cellular component: centrosome; cytoplasm; nucleus. Gene Ontology annotation, biological process: protein phosphorylation; chromosome segregation. Gene Ontology annotation, molecular function: protein kinase activity; ATP binding. The coding region runs from base 1 to 1059 and encodes 352 amino acids. Lineage: Eukaryota; Fungi; Basidiomycota; Agaricomycetes; Russulales; Bondarzewiaceae. The transcript has 7 exons.
AUGUCCUCAUUCUUGGACCUGUACGAACCACUAGACAUCAUCGGAAACGGGUCCUUUGGGAUCAUUAGAAAAGUGCGGCGGAAAUCAGAUGGCGCGAUCCUUGCGCGCAAGGAACUUAACUUUGAGCGGAUGAGUGAGAGGGACCGAAAGCAGAUUGUUGCGGAAGUAAACAUCCUCAAGGACCUGAACCAUGAACAUAUCGUUCGCUAUCACGAUCGCCACGUUGACCGCGACGCUGGCAUCCUCUACAUUCUCAUGGAAUACUGCGGCGGUGGAGAUCUAUCUACGCUGAUCAAACAGUCGCAGAAGCAUGGACGACCAAUACCCGAGGAUACCAUCUGGAACUAUUUUAUGCAAAUUCUACUCGCCCUGCACCACUGUCAUCACCCCAACGGACACUCUCGGUCGGGAAGCAGUGGGGAGGAGGGGGAGAAUGGGCAUCGAAGAGCCCAGAUUUUGCAUCGAGAUUUGAAGCCUGACAAUGUAUUUCUGGAUGAUGCCAACACGGUGAAACUGGGUGAUUUUGGCCUUUCAAAGGCUUUAGCUCAAGCAAGCUUCGCCAAUACUUAUGUCGGGACACCGUAUUAUAUGUCUCCGGAGUUGAUGCAGGAAAAGGCUUAUGACUCCAAAUCAGAUAUCUGGUCCCUUGGCUGUCUCAUCUAUGAGCUAUGUGCGCUGAAGCCGCCAUUCCACGAGGCAAAGACGCACUCUGAAUUGAGUGUCUUUAUCAGAAAUGCGCGCAUCCCUCCAUUGCCACGAGGCUAUAGCCAAGCACUCGCGGGAGUCAUUAAAGCUAUGCUCAACUUGAAUCCGGCAAUGAGGCCUUCUGCGGCACAGUUACUACAGCACGAACGUCUUGAGCUCUCUUUCAAAGUAUUUGAAACUCAAAAAAUGUAUGUUAUAUCUCCACAGAGUGAUGCACGACUUUCAGCGGCUGAGACGUUACCGUCAGGCUCACCGCCGCGAAAUCGCACAAAUUGUCCCUCCAAGAGAGGGAGCGCGAUAUGGCCGCGCGGGAGGCGCGAUGUGCGACUAUCGAAUCGAAACAUGCUGCGCUGA